AUGGCACCAGCAAAAACUCUCAAUCAUCUCGCUCAGGAAAAAUCCCUCGAGUCCAGUUUCGUUCGCGACGAAAGCGAGCGUCCGAAAGUCUCUUACAAUGACUUCAGCAAUGACAUUCCAAUCAUUUCUCUAGCCGGAAUAGACGACGUCGAUGGACUAAGAACAGAGAUAUGUAACAAGAUUGUAGAAGCGUGUGAGAACUGGGGUAUCUUCCAGGUUGUUGACCAUGGUGUGGACUCAAAGCUCAUUUCUGAGAUGAGCCGUUUUGCUAAAAUGUUCUUCGAUUUGUCACCAGAAGAGAAGCUUCAGUUUGACAUGUCCGGUGGUAAGAGGGGUGGCUUCAAUGUGUCUAGUCAUCUCCAAGGAGAAGCAGUGAAGGAUUGGAGAGAGAUAAUGAUAUAUUUUUCAUAUCCAAUCAACCAAAGAGACUAUUCAAGGUGGCCAAACAAGCCAGAAGGAUGGAAAGAUGUUACAGAACAAUACAGUGAGACUCUUAUGAGUUUAGCAUGCAAGCUAUUGGAAGUUUUAUCAGAGGCUAUGGGGUUAGAGAAAGAAGCUCUAACAAAAGCAUGUGUUGAUAUGGAUCAAAAGGUUGUCGUCAAUUACUACCCAAAAUGCCCUCAACCCGAUCUCACCCUUGGCCUGAAACGACAUACUGACCCUGGCACAAUAACUCUGUUGCUUCAAGAUCAAGUGGGUGGUCUUCAGGCUACGAGAGAUGAUGGAAAGACGUGGAUCACUGUUAAGCCUGUUGAAGGUGCCUUUGUUGUCAAUAUUGGAGAUCAUGGUCAUUAUCUGAGUAAUGGACGGUUCAAAAACGCUGAUCAUCAAGCAGUUGUGAACUCAAACUACAGUCGAUUAUCUAUUGCAACAUUCCAAAACCCAGCACCAUAUGCAACUGUGUAUCCUUUGAAGAUUAGAGAAGGAGAGAAAUCUGUGAUGGAAGAACCAAUCACUUUUGCUGAAAUGUAUAGGAGGAAGAUGAGCAAGGACAUUGAGAUUGGUAGGAUGAAGAAGAUGGGUAAAGAAGAAAAAGAAAUUAGGGACCUACAGAAAGCAAAACUUGAGGCCAAAUCUCUGAAUCAGAUCCUUGCUUAG
Messenger RNA from Vicia faba (fava bean), 1098 nucleotides. The record is from the annotation of a GenBank genome assembly. Lineage: Eukaryota; Viridiplantae; Streptophyta; Magnoliopsida; Fabales; Fabaceae.